Molecule: messenger RNA, 2089 nt
Organism: Homalodisca vitripennis (glassy-winged sharpshooter)
Lineage: Eukaryota; Metazoa; Arthropoda; Insecta; Hemiptera; Cicadellidae
Product: repetitive organellar protein-like
Exons: 5
Coding region: 169-2013 (614 amino acids)
Source: RefSeq, a predicted model, not a curated record
AUUCUGUACUGUACUACCCUACUAUUUGGUAGUAGAGUUAUAUUUUGUUAUUGUCUGCUAUGAAGUGGAUUGUCUGUUUUGUGAAUGUUUAUAGUUGCGUAAAUGUGAAAUCCGACUAAAAGUAUAUUUCAAAACUGAUAAGGAAAGUUGUAUUUAUUGUACUUUAUAAUGAAGAAGUUGAAAUUAUCAAGAUCUAAGGUUUCUGAUGAAAAACAACAGAAAAUAUCCAAUUUUUUUGCUGUUUCAAAAGAGGUACCUGUCAGUUCUUCAAAUCCUCAAAGAAAGAUCUCCAGUUACUUUACUGUGCCAAAGCAAGAGGCACAAAAUAUAGAAAUAAAUGGAGAUGUUAUAGCAAUAGAGGAUACAAUAAUACAAGACCAUAUUAAUUGUAAUUUAGACAGUGAGAAAAAUGAAAAUAAAAAUAUUACUGAAGUGACAUGUGAAAUUAGCAAAGGAAUUGUGGAUAAUAUUACUUCAAAUUACAAGAGAAAUGAGGACAUAAAACUUAUUCAAGAGAAAACUAAUAAAAUUGGAAAGGAUACUAUAAACUUACCUUUAGAUUGUGUAAGAGAUGAUUAUAGUAGAACUUCUCAGAACAUUCCAAAGAAUUCUAAUCAAUCAAGUAGGUCACCAUGUGAAACGCUUUGUACAACUUGUUUAAAAACUUCCCCUGGAAGUGAACAAAAUUCUUGCAACAACUGUAAUUUGUCUGAGAAAACAAACAAAUCAAUAACAUUUGAAAAAGAGAUUGUCUUUCCUGGUGAAGGCCAUUUUGUUAAAGUUUGUAAUAAUUCAGUAUUGAUAGAUGGAGUGGAUAAAAGUCCAGACGUUAUUCCUGCUACUCCACCAGUAGUUAAGAAAGAGAAUAGAAGCAGAAAUAUUGUUGAAAAACCAAUCAAGAGAAAAUUCAAUUUCAGUGAGUCAUCUGAGUUGAAAAAGAAAUGUUUAUCUCAAGUAGAAUCAAAAAUUAAAGAUCCUACUAAAUUCCAUAGUGAAGAAAGUAACUCUAAAUGUCAAAUCUCUCCAUCCGAAGAGAAAGAAAAUGUUAAAGUUUUAAAAAUUAAAAAUCCAUUUGGUAAACCCAAUAGUAGUUUGGAACAAAGUCCUUGCUCAUUUUCCUCAAAAGAUGACAAGGAAAAUAAAGGGAAAAAUUACAGUUGCACUACAAUACAAAAAGCACCUGAAAGUUCAGAAAUAAAAAUGGAUAUUAAAUGUGUGCUUGACGAAAAUAAUAGAAAAUUAGACGAAAACUGUGAGACAAAUCAUAAUGUAGUUGACAGUGUGGUGCAACAAAAAAGAAAUGAAAAUGUUAAAAAUGAUGAUAAAAUAACCUCCUUUAAUAGUAUUGAACAUGAAGGUGAAGUACACUCCAUUUCCGUAGCUAAAAAUAAUGAGCUUAUUGGAUCUGAGGGAGAUAAACAUUUUUUUGAAGAGUCGAGUUCUGUUAUUAACAAUUCAGUUUCUACAAAGAAGGGCAUAUUUGAAGUAAAUCAGAAUCAACCCCAAUUCUGUGAACCUGAAGAUAUUAGUACAAGUUUUUUUGAGGAUUUAAGCUUUGAUGAAUCUAAUUUUAAAGAACCUAUAAAGUUGGAUAAUGGCAGACGCUGCAAGGUGAUUGCAGUAGAACAGCUGGAGGCUUGUGGAGAGGUUGUACUCACUCUUCAACCCUGUGACUCUAUCUCUGGAGAGACAGCUGUAUGUGUCCUCAGGGGCUCUUGGACAUCCACAGUGGUGAGGGAGGGUGAUGUGGUGAGUGUAACAGCCACCCAGAUGAGCAACCAGCCCGGAUGUUGGGUGGUGGACAACGACGCCGGGUUGCUGACCACCCACCCCGACACACUGGUCUCCGGCACAACCAUUGUCGGUUCACUGUUUUGCACACGGCGCUCUGUGCUCUCGGACAUGUACCGGGGGCAUGGACGCAGACUCUUCCAUCAUGGUCAUGGGCAGCUUCCUUCACCAGCUUCUGCAGGAGGUGCUGAAAAGAAAGGUUUCCUCACUGGAAGGAAUUAACGGAGUUUUAACUGAAUUUGUCUCAUCCAGCCACUUCAUCUUCAGCUUAUAUUCUUCAGGGAUGCCUCUUGAUAAA